AUGGUGUCGGAUUCUGAACUAGUGGGUCGGAUCCGGGAAAUCAUUCAGGGCUCCGACCUGAACACCACCACCGCAGGUGGCGUACGCCGUCGCCUCGAGGAGGAGUUCUCAAUUGAUUUGCAUGAACGCAGGCACUUCAUUAGAGAACAAAUAGACAUUUUCCUUCAUGAAUUAAGAGAAUGUCAAAACAACGAACCAGAAGAAGAACAAGAAGAGGAAAAUGAGAAUGGAAACGAUGAAAACUCAGAAGAAGAAGAGGAAAUGGAAGAGAGCGAUAAAGACAGAAGCAGUAAAGAUAGGUCUAACCAGAUGGAUAAAGGUGUAAAGAAAAAUGGACGGGGUUUUACUAAACCAUGUGCCCUUUCUCCACAACUGCAGGAAUUGUUUGGGGUUUCAGAGCUAGCCAGAACCGAGGUUGUUAAGAAAAUUUGGGCAUAUAUCCGGGAGAAGAACUUGCAAAACCCAAAAGACAGGAGAAAAAUCUUAUGCGAUGAACGUUUGCAUGGAAUUUUUCGUGUUCGUAGUAUAGAUAUGUUCAAAAUGAAUAAAGCAUUGAGCAAGCACAUUUGGCCCCUAGAUGAAGCCCAAGAACCAGAAGAAGAACAAGGAGAAGAAAUGGCUAACGAGAAUGGAGGGGACCAAGAAGAUGAAAAUUCUCAAGAAGAAGAAGAGGAAGAGGAAGGGACUGAUGAAGACAGAGGCAAUAACAAUAAGAGGUCUAACGAGAUGGAUAAAGAUGUAAAGAAAAGAGGGGGCUUUGCUAAACCAUGUGCCCUUUCUCCACAACUGCAGGCACUCCUUGGGGUGCCGGAGCUAGCCAGAACCGAGGUUGUCAAGAAACUUUGGGUAUAUAUUCGGGAGAAGAACUUACAGAACCCAAAGAACAAGAGAAAAAUCUUGUGUGAUGAAGCUUUGCAUGGAAUUUUUCGUGUUCGCUCUAUUGAUAUGUUUCAAAUGAAUAAAGCAUUGUCCAAGCACAUUUGGCCCCUAGAUGAAGCAGAAGCUACACCAGUCAAAUCUUCACAGAAGGAAAGACAACGUGAGGCCAGAGAAGAAGAGUUGGACCAGCCGAAGAGGAAAGAGAAACCGCGAAAAGGGGGAGGUUCUGGUUUAACUGCACCACUUCCACUCUCAGAUGCUCUUGUGAACUUCUUCGGUACUGGUGAAAAUGAGUUAUCCCGAGCUGAUGUUGUCAAGAAAAUGUGGCAAUACAUAAAAGAAAAUGAACUUCAGGAUCCGUCUGAUAAGAGAACGGUUUUAUGUGAUGAGAAGCUAAAAGAACUCUUCAAGGUGGAUUCCUUUCAUGGAUUCGGUGUUUCAAAGCUACUGACUGUGCAUUUCAUCAAAACCCAAAGGUGA
This is a messenger RNA of Fraxinus pennsylvanica, 1359 nucleotides long. NCBI's taxonomy places the organism in Eukaryota, Viridiplantae, Streptophyta, Magnoliopsida, Lamiales, Oleaceae. The record is from the annotation of a GenBank genome assembly.